Messenger RNA from Elaeis guineensis (African oil palm), 1788 nucleotides. The record is from RefSeq and is a predicted model, not a curated record. Lineage: Eukaryota; Viridiplantae; Streptophyta; Magnoliopsida; Arecales; Arecaceae.
UCCGCUUCUAGCGCGGACAUAAUACGGCCAUUCAUUUGCCGCCUCUUCGAGAGACCCAGAGCAAGCGAGGGCAGAGGGGAACGUACGUUCCCUUAUUCCACCCGUUUGGUGAUAGGCCGGCGGCUCUCCACGAGGUUCCCUUCCAUGGAACCUUCUCUCCACCUCUCCGAGACGCUGAGGCGGUCGGCGACCAUGGCGCUCCCUUCAUAUUUUCUCCUCUCCUCCGCCCGCGCCGCCCGCUUCCCCCAUCUCUCCGAACACCUUCUUCCCCCGAAAUCCCUUCUCCUCGACUGCUCUCCCCUCAUUAGGCUCCGCCGUAGCGGCCGCCCCGGCCGGAGGAACAAUGGCUUCGGCCUGCGAUCCCGAAGGGAGAGGGAUUCUAUGGUUUUGGAGAGCGGAAGGCAUGGGUUGUCUGGGGUGUUUUGUCUUCCUGGGGGCAGCGAGGCGGAGAGGGAUCCGUGUAGCGAGAGCGAGGGAGAAGAGGAGCAAGUUGGAGUGGAAGACGAGGAGGAGAUGAUGGCUUCCAUUACGCCCGAGAGGUGGGAUGUAUUGGGCCUUGGGCAGGCCAUGGUGGAUUUUUCUGGCGUGGUUGAUGAUGAGUUCCUAAAGAGAUUGGGGAUAGAAAAGGGCACGAGGAAAGUUGUUAAUCAUGAGGAGAGGGGUAGCGUGUUGCGUGCUAUGGAUGGUUGCUGCUAUAAGGCUGCUGCUGGAGGUUCUCUCUCGAAUACAUUGGUGGCUUUGGCGAGACUUGGUAGAUGGUCUGUUAGUGGUCCUGUCUUAAACGUUGCUAUGGCCGGCAGUGUGGGCAGUGAUCCACUCGGUGGUUUUUAUAGAGCAAAAUUGCAUAGGGCAAACGUCAAUUUUCUCUCUAAACCUGUCGAGGAUGGAACGACUGGAACGGUGAUUGUUCUCACUACUCCAGAUGCCCAGCGCACUAUGCUUGCAUAUCAGGGCACUUCAUCAACUGUGGACUAUGAUCCAUACUUAGCUAGCGUAAUCUCAAAGACGAAUGUACUUGUUAUAGAAGGUUAUUUGUUUGAACUACCUCAUACAAUUGAAACUAUCCUGAAAGCCUGCGAGGAUGCUCGCAGAAAUGGUGUGCUUAUUGCUGUUACUGCAUCUGAUGUAUCAUGCAUCGAGAGAUGUUAUGAUGAUUUCUGGGAAGUUAUAGGAAACUUUGCAGACGUUGUGUUUGCCAACAGCAAUGAAGCGAGAGCCUUCUGUGACUUAUCCUCGAAGGAUAGCCCCAUGUCCGCUGCUAGGUACUUGAGCCAUUUUGUACCUCUUGUCUCUGUUACAGAUGGUCCACGAGGUUCUUAUAUAGGCAUAAAAGGUGAAGCAAUAUAUAUACCUCCAUCUUCAUGCAUUCCUGUGGACACAUGUGGGGCUGGUGAUGCAUAUGCUUCAGGUAUCUUAUAUGGUAUUCUUAGAGGGGCAUCAGACUUAAAAGGCAUGGGUAUGCUGGCAUCUCAGGUGGCAGCUGUUGUGGUUGCACAGCAGGGUACUCGCCUUCGGGUUCAAGAUGCCUGCAGACUAACAGAGUCGUUUGCCUUCCAUCUUGAGAGCUCAAAGGUUUGCUCAGAUGUGGGAUCAGAUCAUAUUUCCAGCUUUUGAACAAAUUUCAUUCUAGGUCCAGUCAUAUAACUACAAUUGACUGAAAUUUCUAGCCAUUUGAUUCUGAUGUUUAUACGUGAAGUAAAUAUAAAUAUGUACGCAUCAUGAUUUUUAACUCUAUAUCUUGUUCUUUACCCCAAAAAAAAAAGAAAAAAAAGAAAGAAGAAGAAACCU